AUGUUUUCUUACUUAUUUACAGUAUUAGUUGCAUCAACGGCAGCGGCACCAGCACUACUUACAUUACCACCCUAUUCUGAGCCAUGUUACGACCCAGAACCAAGCCCCUGCUAUCUACCGUGCCCAGAACCUUUUCUUCCACCAUGCCCUGAACCUUUAUCUGAACCACCUUGUUUAGAAACAAAUAACCCACCUUGCCCAUUACCACGUCCAUCGCAACCCGCCGACCCUAACCUGCCACCACCAAGUAAGUAUAAAAGUGAUAUUUUAAAACUGUUCUUCAGGAAUUUUAUUAAACAGUUAAAUAUUAUUGCAGCUCCUGGUGGCAAUGGACCGAUUAGAGUCAUAUUAUCGAAGUCAAGAAUUCCUGAAAAAUUACGCUCAGCAGGUUUCCAAGCUGUACAAGUACCAGGUGGAACAUUUUAUAUUACCCAUUCCCCUCCAGUACUCAUACAGCCACCCUCCAUUUUAGUUAGACCAGCUCCACUUCGUCCGAUCACUCCUGCCGCUAUUACUGUGCAACCCCCGCAACAACCACCUAUAGUGCCACCACGUAUAGUUGUAAGGCCUGCACCGUUGCCCCCUAUAACACCCCCUCCUAUCUGCGUACGUCCACCUCGGCCUGCUCCAAUCCAACCGAAAUCCGUUGUUGUAAGGCCACCGAAACCAGCACCAAUUCAACCGUCACCAAUCACUGUAACGCAGCCACAGCCUUCUCCAAUAAAUCCACCCCCAAUUGUCGUCCAACAGCCUACACUGCCGACAGUUCAACCACCAACAAUAUGCAUUCCCACGUCAGCUAUUUUCAAAGGCGAACCUAGUAUAAGGUAUCCAGGUAUACCUGAACCUUGCUCUGUUCCGUGUCCAAGUCCAUGUUCCUGUCCAUACUGUUCUAGCCCGUGCGCUUAA
Molecule: messenger RNA, 909 nt
Organism: Parnassius apollo (apollo)
Lineage: Eukaryota; Metazoa; Arthropoda; Insecta; Lepidoptera; Papilionidae
Source: the annotation of a GenBank genome assembly